AUGAAUAUCACGUUGCUGCCGCUCCGCGAUGGCAACAAAAUACCAUUGCUUGCCUUUGGCACCGGAACAGCUUGGUUCAAUGAAGUCAGCAACACGGAUUUUAACCAAAAUCUUGUUGACUUGACCAAAGAAGAAGUUGGCAUUGCGAUCCAAGAAUCCGGCGUUCCCCGCGAAAAGCUCUUCAUCACCAACAAAGCUGCCCAAGGCAUGGACGAUAUGCCGCAGCGCUUGAGCCGAGUCUCGAAAACUAACGCCACACGAAGGGACCUGAUUCACAUUCCAUUCUUUGCCAAGCCGGAGGCCGACUUUGGGCGCGAGUGGAAGUCAAUGGAGGAAGUCAAGAUGGCUGGCAAGGCGAGGUCGAUCGGAGUGAGCAACUACUUGCGCUCUGAUGUCGAGGCAACACUCAGGGGCGCAACCAUUCCACCUGCCCUUAGCCAAAAUCGAAAUGAUAUUCAGGUUGGCUCGUUCAAGGGACUGACCCCUGCCUUUCGAGCUCCUGAUGGACCACUGCGACAGCCGUUAGCCCGUAUCGCGAAAGCGCAUGACACGACGGAGGCUGCUGUGCUUAUCAAUUGGAUAAUACAGAGCAUUGUUGUUGCUGUUACCACCACAACAAAGCCAGAGACGCUAGAUGAGUAUGCCCAGGAUUUGAAAAUCAAGUUGACGGAGGACGAGCUUUGGCGGGAGUGGUAA
Molecule: messenger RNA, 696 nt
Organism: Phialemonium atrogriseum
Lineage: Eukaryota; Fungi; Ascomycota; Sordariomycetes; Cephalothecales; Cephalothecaceae
Product: NAD/NADP-dependent indole-3-acetaldehyde reductase
Exons: 6
Coding region: 1-696 (231 amino acids)
Cellular component (GO): cytosol
Molecular function (GO): aldose reductase (NADPH) activity
Source: RefSeq, a predicted model, not a curated record